AUGGCAGACGAGGAGGUUCAGGCCCUCGUUGUGGACAACGGAUCCGGUAAUGUGAAGGCUGGAGUUGCGGGUGACGAUGCUCCACGCGCAGUGUUCCCAUCCAUUGUUGGCCGUCCUAAGAACCCUGGAAUCAUGGUAGGGAUGGAAGAAAAGGAUUGCUAUGUGGGUGAUGAAGCCCAGAGUAAGAGGGGUAUCCUUACUCUUAAGUACCCCAUCGAGCACGGCAUCGUCACCAAUUGGGAUGAUAUGGAGAAGAUAUGGCAUCAUACAUUCUACAACGAGCUGCGUGUUGCUCCUGAGGAGCACCCAGUUCUUCUGACUGAGGCACCUCUGAAUCCCAAGGCUAACCGAGAACGUAUGACUCAGAUCAUGUUCGAAACAUUCAACGUUCCAGCGAUGUAUGUCGCCAUCCAGGCCGUUCUUUCCCUUUAUUCAUCUGGUCGUACUACGGGUAUUGUGUUGGAUUCUGGUGAUGGAGUUUCCCACACUGUUCCCAUCUACGAGGGUUAUGCCCUUCCUCACGCGAUGAUGCGCUUGGAUCUUGCCGGCCGUGACCUGACGGAGUAUAUGAUGACCAUCCUUCACGAGCGCGGAUAUGGCUUCACUACCACUGCUGAAAAGGAAAUUGUUCGUGAUAUCAAGGAAAAGCUCUGCUACAUUGCCUUGGACUUUGAUGAGGAGAUGAAGAAUGCCGAGGAUUCUAGUGAUAUCGAGAAGUCCUACGAGCUACCCGACGGCAAUAUCAUAACCGUUGGUAACGAGCGCUUCCGUUGCCCAGAGGCUCUUUUCCAGCCUUCCUUCCUGGGCAAGGAAGCUUCGGGUGUUCAUCGUACCACCUUCGAAUCCAUCAUGAAGUGUGACGUCGAUAUCAGGAAGGACCUCUACGGUAACGUUGUACUUUCUGGUGGCACAACCAUGUACGAGGGCAUUGGUGAGCGUCUCACCAAGGAGCUGACCUCGUUGGCUCCAUCAACGAUGAAGAUCAAGGUUGUUGCGCCCCCCGAACGCAAGUACUCCGUCUGGAUUGGCGGUUCCAUUCUUUCGUCUUUAUCGACCUUCCAACAGAUGUGGAUCACCAAGGAGGAGUAUGAUGAAUCGGGACCAAGCAUUGUGCACCGCAAGUGCUUCUAA
Messenger RNA from Cyclospora cayetanensis, 1131 nucleotides. Its product is annotated as actin. NCBI's taxonomy places the organism in Eukaryota, Apicomplexa, Conoidasida, Eucoccidiorida, Eimeriidae. The record is from RefSeq and is a predicted model, not a curated record. The transcript has 2 exons. The coding region runs from base 1 to 1131 and encodes 376 amino acids.